GCGUGGCCACGCUGCCGUUGUGGAGGUUUUUUUCUAAUUUCAACGUUGGAGACGGAGAGAGAGAGAGAGUGAAGUUUGCGGUCCGGAGAAAUUCGGCAACCACGGAUUUCUUGUGGGACAAGCACACUGGGCUGGCUGCGAAGACGAUGCCUCGUUUGAGGCGGUACCGUUCGUCAGAGCGGGAGAGCCGGGACAGUUACCACGAUCGUUAUAGGAGAAGCAGGCGUGGGAGACGGAGAUCCCGGUCCCGUUCGAGGAGCAGUGAUAGAGACAGGCGGCACAGGAAUGAAAGUUACAUCAGGUCCAGGAGUAUAGAGAACUGUUCGUGCGACAGGCGACUGUACAAUGAGAGGAGGUACUGUGACGCUUACAGGGGCAACUACAGCCGAGACCAGGGAGAUGGCUACCACGAGUCGGACUACUGCUCUCGCAACUCAUACGACUACCGGCGUUCACAGGACCGGGACAGGAGCUACAGGAGUCGGAAGAGCAGCAGACGUAAGCACAAACGGCGGCGCCACAGAAGCAGGUCAUAUAGCCGUUCCUCCUCGCGGAGUCAUCAGAGCAGCAGAAGGGCCAAGAGUGUGGAAGAUGACAACGAGGGCCACCUGAUCUAUCGCAACGGCGACUGGCUACAAGAACGAUAUGAAAUUGUUAACACUUUAGGUGAAGGAACCUUUGGGAAAGUCGUACAGUGCAUUGACCACCGAAGGAGUGGUUCUCGGGUGGCUCUUAAAAUAAUUAAGAAUGUGGAAAAGUACAGAGAAGCUGCCCGGCUAGAAAUUAAUGUACUGGAGAAAAUCAAUGAGAAGGAUCCAGAAAACAAAUUUCAAUGUGUACAGAUGUUUGAUUGGUUUGAUUACCAUGGCCAUAUAUGUAUAUCUUUUGAAUUACUUGGCCAGAGCACCUUUGAUUUCUUGAAGGAUAACAAUUAUACGCCAUAUCCUAUUCACCAAGUGAGACACAUGGCCUUUCAGACUUGCCAUGCAGUUAACUUUUUACAUGACAACAAGCUCACUCACACCGAUUUAAAGCCAGAGAACAUUCUUUUUGUAAAUUCCGACUAUGAAGUUGUGUGUAAUGUAGAAAAGAAGCGUGAAGAGCGAGUGGUUAAAAACACAGCGACCAGAGUUGUAGACUUUGGCAGUGCCACCUUUGACCAUGAGCAUCACAGCACUAUAGUCUCCACAAGACACUAUAGAGCACCAGAAGUCAUAUUAGAGCUUGGGUGGUCCCAGCCAUGUGACGUGUGGAGCAUAGGCUGUAUCAUUUUUGAAUAUUACCUCGGCUUUACACUUUUCCAGACUCACGACAAUCGAGAGCAUUUGGCCAUGAUGGAAAGAAUCCUUGGUCCAAUCCCUGCGCGAAUGAUCAGAAAGACCAGAAAACAGAAGUAUUUCUAUCAUGGCCGCUUGGAUUGGGAUGAAAGCAGUUCGGCUGGAAGAUAUGUCAGAGAUAACUGCAAACCGUUGAAACGAUACAUUAUCGCAGAGAGCGAGGAACACUGCCAACUUUUUGAUUUGAUCGAGCGUAUGUUGGAGUACGAACCAUCCAAAAGGAUAACUCUGGCAGACUGUCUGCGGCAUCCUUACUUUGACUGUCUCAAAACUGAACAGAAAAACACAAAAGGCUGGGACUCCAAUCGAGAUAUCAGUCUCGUGCAUGUUCGUUCCAGUACAUCUUCCCUUCAACAAGACCAGGGUCCUGCUGGCCCAUCUCUUGGGAGCCUGUGGGCCUACAGCCGGCACCCCUGGUGCAAGAUGAGCUCUCUGGUGAAGCUGGCAUUCGGUGACUCAGUGGGGCAGUUGAUGUGUUGCAUGUCACCACCAUCAGAUGGCAAAACCACGGGCGCCAGCAAACUUGGAAAACUGAGCCGAGAGGACUAUCGGAGGCAUCUGCAGGCACUGGAGGAAGAAAAGAAGAAGCGGGAUGAGGACUUUGCUCGGAGGAAAGUGGAGAGAGCGGCCAUGAGAAGCCACAUGAGACAGAAGUACCAGCUUGGCCAGAACGAGAAGGACGCCCAGCAGCUGAAAGCAGUGAAGGGGAGGGUUCACCUGGCUGAGGACCUGGUUACUAUCGUCAAUGUGGGGAGGACGCCAGGGACUGCUCCCCGGCUGCUUGGAGCGCUCCCUGGGCUCCCGGAGACUAACCUGACUGAGCUAACCAACACAGCCCAGGCCACCAUCAACCAACUGCGCCAGACAACGGAGAGACAUGAGGGGCAGGGAGUCCAGCCGUAUGAGGACAUCCCCUCGACUGCGAGCAGCGGCUGGCUGAACCUGUACCGCCUGUGGAGAAGUGACGGGCUCCGCAACAUGCACCUGGUCAUGACCCACAACUUUAACACCCUCGGACCCAUCUACAGGGAACGGCUGGGAAGGAUGGAGACCGUCAACAUCUACCUCCCCAAGGACAUUGCUCUGCUCUUUCAGUCGGAGGGGUCUUUACCCAAGAGAAUGAUGCUGGAUGCCUGGGUGGCCCACCGGGAAUAUCGGAACCAGCAGCGUGGGAUCUUCCUGAUGAAUGGAGAGCAAUGGAGAAAGGAUCGACUGGUCCUGAAUAAGGAGGUAAUCAGUCCAAUCGCUGUCAGUAAGUUUGCCCCUCUCCUGGAGGCAGUGACGCUGGACUUCACACGCUAUAUUGACCAACGUCUGGAGGCAGGUGAUGGUGUCACAGAGGUCAACAUGAUGCCCGAUCUCUUCCGAUUCGCUCUGGAGUCCAACACUCUGUUUCUAGCCAGUUUCCAGAUGUUGUAUGGAGAACGACUCGGUUUGUUCGCUGACCAAGCGUGCCCCAGCUCCGAGCGAUUCAUCAGAGCGAUCGAGAAGAUGUUGAGUACGACCAUCCCCCUGCUGCAUCUGCCAGUGAAGCUGGUGAAGUGGCUGAACAUCAAACCCUGGAGAGAUCAUGUGGCAGCAUGGGACACCAUCUUCGAGCACACUGACCAGUGUAUCCAGCGGUUCUCCCAGAAGAUGAAGAAUGUUCCGGAAGCACAGUGGCAGUACUCGGGAAUUUUCGCAGAACUCUUACUUCACUCCAAGCUCCCGCUUGACACGAUCAAGGCCAAUGUGACGGACCUGAUGGUUGGGAGUGUCGAUACGACGGCACACAGCCUUCUAUUCACACUAUUUGAGCUGGCACGAAACCAGACCCUCCAAAGCACACUUCGCACUGAAGUCACUGCGGCGUACCAAGAGGCUCACGGUGAUGUGUGUAAGUUACUGCGCUCAGUUCCACUGCUCAGGGGAGCAAUCAAAGAAACUUUACGACUGUACCCCGUUGGACUCACUCUGCAGCGUUAUGCAGCUAAGGACAUGGUCAUUCAGAACUACCACAUUCCAGCUGGUACUGUGGUGCAGGCUGGGAUUUACUCUCUGGGUAGGAACCCCGAAAUCUUCCCCGAUCCUGAGAGUUACGACCCGAGGAGGUGGUUAACCAGUGAGAGCACCCACUUCCAGGCCAUUUCCUUUGGGUUCGGGAUGCGCCAGUGUAUUGGACGCAGAGCUGCGGAGACGGAGAUCAGCCUCUUUCUAAUCCACCAGAUUUUAAGAAAGUUCCAGAUUGUCACAAGGUCCAAAGCUGAUGUCAAACUAAUUUAUGCGUUCAUCGUGAUGCUGAAUGACCCGCCUCUGCUUGCCUUCAGACCCAUUGACCUACAGGAGCAGAGCUGGGCGGGGCCGUGUCGGAAGCUCGAGCCGCCCGCAGGACGAGCCGAAAGCGGUUGUAACCGUCACCCCGAUCCCGCCGUAUCCGGAGCCCAGCCCGAGCCCGAGCCUCUCCUCAGCGGCCCGGGCACUGCCGGCUCCAUACACUCCCGCGCCGACAUGUCGCGCCAGCCGAAUGGUAGAAGCAGCGGCCCCGAUAUUAAUCCCUUCGAGGACCCAGCAGUGCUUGAACACAGCGUGGAGCAUCAACAGCCUGCCAUGAACCAGCUUUAUAACCCCUUUGAGGGAAACAGAGGGCCCCCUCCUUCAUACCGGGCUGCGUCCAUCAUGACAACUCCACUGCCUCCGUCCCAGCCUCCAGAGCGACCUCCUGUGCCUGCCGUCUGUCAAAACCCCAGGAGUCCAGUGGAACAGCGGACAUAUGGAACCCAGAAGCCUGCGACAAUUCUCACGGCGGACCUGCUGAAGCAGCAGGAAGAGCUGGAGAAGAAAGCAGCUGAGUUAGACCGGAAGGAGAGGGAACUACAGAAUGCUGCCAUUCCAUCCAGCACAACUGUGAAUAAUUGGCCUCCGCUGCCUUCCUUCUGCCCAGUCCAACCCUGCUUCUAUCAUGAUAUUAGGACGGACAUUCCCCAUGAUUUUCAGAAGACUGUAACCGUGAUGUACUACCUGUGGAUGUUAAGCUCGAUGGUUCUCUUCUUCAAUCUCCUGGGCAGUCUGGCUUGGUUCACGGUUAAUGUCAAUGCUGGAACGCACUUUGGCCUUUCUAUCCUGUGGUUGCUAAUGUUCACCCCCUGCUCCUUUGUCUGUUGGUAUAGGCCGCUGUACAAGGCAUUCAGGACUGACAGCUCGUUCAAUUUCUUCUCGUUCUUCUUCAUUUUCUCUGUCCAAGACAUUGUGUUUGUUUUGGAGACGGUGGGGAUCCCAGGCUGGGGAUUCUGUGGCUGGAUUUCCUCACUGUCUGCGUUGAAGAGCAACGUAGGCGUGGCUGUCGUCAUGCUGCUGGUCUCGGUUUUAUUCACGGCGUCUGCAGUGCUGGGGGUUGUGAUGCUGAAGCGGGUUCACUCGCUGUACCGGAGGACUGGUGCCAGUUUUCAGAAGGCACAAGAGGAACUGGCAGCUGGAGUCAUGUCAAACCAAACCAUGCGGAAUGCAGCCGGGACUGCUGCUGGAGCAGCUGCACAAAAUGCCUUCCAGCGUAACUGAUGGUGUGAGGCAGCCACACACUCUCCAUCUUAGCUUCAUAUAUUUACAGGAAAAGAAACUCCAAAUGUUCAUACAGCCUCCUUGGCCAAUCGCAGCACCUCCCUGCUGGUUAGCCAAUCAGAAGCUGUGGUUGCUGCUGAGGUUAAAGGUCGUGCCAAAUGAUUGACCGCUGCAUCAUGGGUUUUUAUUGUAUAUUUUUUGUUCUGAAAUCUGUGCACUUUUCAUUCUUGGUUAAUAAACAGAGGCAACUUCUGUAUGUUCAUUGCUCUGAAGCUUA
This is a messenger RNA of Carcharodon carcharias (great white shark), 5148 nucleotides long. RefSeq lists its product as uncharacterized. Lineage: Eukaryota; Metazoa; Chordata; Chondrichthyes; Lamniformes; Lamnidae. The transcript has 34 exons. The record is from RefSeq and is a predicted model, not a curated record. Gene Ontology annotation, molecular function: oxidoreductase activity, acting on paired donors, with incorporation or reduction of molecular oxygen; syntaxin binding; monooxygenase activity. The coding region runs from base 147 to 4871 and encodes 1574 amino acids. Gene Ontology annotation, cellular component: mitochondrial inner membrane. Gene Ontology annotation, biological process: cortisol metabolic process; protein transport; cellular response to peptide hormone stimulus.